Molecule: messenger RNA, 2573 nt
Organism: Ochotona curzoniae (black-lipped pika)
Lineage: Eukaryota; Metazoa; Chordata; Mammalia; Lagomorpha; Ochotonidae
Gene: TICAM1
Product: toll like receptor adaptor molecule 1
Exons: 2
Coding region: 225-2354 (709 amino acids)
Biological process (GO): response to exogenous dsRNA; positive regulation of myeloid dendritic cell cytokine production; positive regulation of cytokine production involved in inflammatory response
Molecular function (GO): protein kinase binding
Source: RefSeq, a predicted model, not a curated record
AGCAGCGCGCGCGGGAACCUUUGGACCCCAGCAGGGACACACCGAGCUCAGGGGAGCAGCGCCGGGGUGGACGGACAGCCAGGAUCCAUCCCGCCUCCCCGCCAGGAGCUGGCACUAUGAAUGCUUAGGGGGGAUCGCCAGGCGAGCAGCGGGGGGGCACAAUAGAUCAUGCCUCCCCCAUCCCCAGCUUCUCCCGCCGCCCGAGGCCGCGCCCUCCGGUGCCCAUGGCCUGCUCGGUCCCAUCGCUCCCUGGGGCCUUCGACAUCCUCCGGGCUGCGGGUCAGGACAAGCUCUUGUUCCUGAAGCACAAAUUGAAGAUCCUGCGGCCCAGCUGUCGGGGGGCUGACCUCCUGCACGCCAUGGUGCUCCUGCAGCUGGGUCAGGAGACAGAGGCCAGGCUCUCCCUGGACGCCCUCAAGGACGAUGUGGUGGCCCGGCUAGUGGCCCGUCGCUGGGCUGGCGUGGAGGUGGACGCUGUGAAGGCUGGGGAUGAGCAGCAGGAGGAGGAGGAAGAGCUGCUGGCGGAUGUGUCCUGGACAGUGGCCCGUCUGUACCACCUGCUGGCUGCGGAGAAGCUGUGUCCCAGCUCCACGCGGGAUGUGGCGUACCAGGCUGCUCUUCAGAUUCUGGCCUCCAGGGACGAUCCCCGGCUGGGGCAGCUCCGAGAAGAAGCCAGGCACCAGUGUGGGUGGGACAUGCUUGAGGACCCUGGUAGCUUUGCUCCCCUGCGUUCCGAUCGUAGCUGCUUCCCUCCCAGCUCCCGGAGUCUACCAUGCCCCGUCCAGAACCCAUCCGGCUGGAGUCGAGGCUGCUCCCUGCGUUCCACGGGCACUCCCGGCUGCGCUGGUACCCCCAGCUCCUUGGGCAGCCACUUGGAAAUCAGCCGGUCACCCACCGUGCACCUGUCCAGCCUGCGGCGUGGGCCCCGUGGGCCGCCUGGCAGCCUGGGUGCCGAGCCCCUGGCUGAUCAGGCACCACCCGUGGGCCGCCAGGAGCCGGAGGAGAUGAGCUGGCCACCCUCGGUGGAGCCCGCCAACCCCCAGGAGGGACCACAGGGUCGGGAUGUGGGUCUCUCUGAGCCGUCCCUGGAGCCGGCCUCGAACACCUCCCCGGCUCCGGAAGCUAGCACCAGUUACCCUGUAGAAUGCACCGAGGUCUCACCUGCAACUCCAUGCUCCAUCCCGUUGCAAAGCCUGGAGCCCCCCCAAAUUAUCAGCUCCCCCAGAGAACAGGAGGGGCCGCUCCAGGAGCCUGUGGGACAUUCCAAGUCCCAGGACACUGAGCCAUGCCCAGCUGCUUCCUGUAACCCCGAAACAUCCUUCCCUCCUCCCUCCUCCUCCUCCUCCUCCUCCUCCACCUCCUCCUCCUCCUCCUCCUCUUCCACAACCACGCCCCCUUCUCCAGCCCCACGUAAACCAGAGCAGAAAUUCUACAGCUUCGUGGUGCUGCACGCCAAAGCCGACGAAGACAUCGCCGUGCGCGUCCGGGACAAGCUGGAGUCCCUGGGCGUGCCCGACGGUGCCACCUUCUGUGAGAAUUUUCAAGUGCCCGGGCACGGUGAGCUGAGCUGCGUGCAGAACGCCAUCGACCACUCUGCCUUCGUCAUUUUCCUCCUGACCCCAAACUUCGACUGCCAGCAGGGCCUGCACCAGGUGGGCCAGGCCCUCAUGAACUCCUUCACACGACGAGGCUGGGAGAACUGUGUCAUUCCCUUCCUGCCCCAGGGCAUCUCCCAGGCCCAGCUGGCCCCUCACACGGUCAGCAUACUGUCCAGUGUGGUGUGGCUAAGGGAGGACUCCAAGAUCUUCGCCAAGAUUGUGGCCAACACCUUCAGCACCAAGACGCUCCAGGAGCGUAAGGAUCUGUGGAGAAGAGACCAAGACUCCCGGGCCUUGCAGGAGCAGAACCAGCAGCUGGAGGCCCAGCGGCAGAGCGUGGCCGCCAUGACCAGCAGCUACUCCGCCUACAUCCAGAAUUACAUGUCCUUGCAGGCACAAAUAGAAAAGCUGCAUGCCGCUUUUGCAAGUCACAUGUCCUUGGGCGCGGGUGCACCUGCCGGCGGGGCUCAGGGACCCAUGGGACCCCUGCCUCCCUUCCCCACGUGGCCUGCUGCCUUCUCUCCACUUGUGCAGCCACCACCACCACCUCCACCCCUGCUGCCCCAGUACCUGGGGCAGGUGGGCUUCCCGCCGCCCCCCACCCCGGCGCCACCGGCACCCCCUCCUCCAAGCCUCGGGCUGCAACCACUCAUCAUCCACCACGCUCAGAUGGUCCAGCUGGGAAUGAACAAUCACAUGUGGGGCCAGCGAGAAGCCCAGGGACCCGAGGACACGACGACGCAGCAGAUGGAGUGACCGGACAGCAGUGGCCGCCCCCUGGACCUCGGGCCCGGGGCCUUGGAUUUGCCCUGUCUGGUGGGCAGUGGAGGAUCGGGGCUUGGAGCUAGGGACCUGUGCUCCCACAGGGACACUGCCUAGGCAAUGGAUUGUUCUGGAGAUGGAACACACUGGACUCCCGGGGCCAGAGUCCUGGAGUGAUGGCCUUUGGAAGGAUAAUAAAUAUUUAUUAUGUAA